Parnassius apollo (apollo) is the source of this 447-nucleotide messenger RNA. The record is from the annotation of a GenBank genome assembly. Lineage: Eukaryota; Metazoa; Arthropoda; Insecta; Lepidoptera; Papilionidae.
AUGGUAGAAUUUAACUGUACUUAUAGGAAAGCCUUAACAGUAUAUGUACCGCCCCCAGCUUCCUUACUUGGAAAAGAUAGCUUUCGACAACAGUCUGACAACCUUCCUACCAACAUGAUCUCACAAACGGAGAGUAGAUUCCAAGAACGUGAUACCUCCACAUUUCUAGAGAUAGUUAAAACUGACAUCACAUUGCAUAAAGAGAAUGUAAAUGAGGUUAAAAACACUUCUGCCAAUACUUCAAUGAGAUUUCGACGUACUCGUAGGAGGGACACGGCUUCUUGUAGGUUGGAGCUCCCGAUAAACUCAUCUACAAUGAAUAGUGAGUCAACAGUGCCUCCUGAUGCGGCUGCUGGUGAAGAGAAAAAGAAUUCUUCGUUUGGACGAGCUAUUAGUGAGACUAAAAGAAAUUAUAUUUUUAAGGGAAUUGACGAUGGAAGAGCAUAG